ACUAUCUUUGUUUACUAGGAAGGCGUCGCUUGCUCCCCUUCCCCCCACACUCCGGUUGGCGAUUAGAUACGGCUAAGUGUAAAAAGCCGCUUUUGUGUGAAAUUUUACUAUUGUAAUAAACAAAAGCGAAACUAUGUCCGCGAACGGGCCUGCUGUUGGAGUCGACUCCAUAGACGCAAGACGAGGCGACGGACAAGAACAGUCCGAGGCUUCCUCGCCCAGCUCCAUGGACGUGGAUGCCCAGGCUCAGUCCCACAGCUUCAGAUACAGCCUCAAGUUCCCCAGCAUAGGACAAUGCAUCAUCAUCAACAACAAGAACUUUGACAGAAGGACGGGCAUGAAUCAACGUAACGGCACCGACGUGGACGCGGCCAAUGUGAUGAAGGUGUUCGCCAAGCUGGGUUAUAAAGUCAAAGUUUACAACGACCAGACGGUGGAGCAGAUGACCAACGUCUUGGUGGGAGUGUCAAAGGAGGAUCACAGCGGUUUUGCGUCGUUGGUGUGUGUUCUCCUCAGCCACGGAGACGAAGGCGUCUUCUUCGGCACGGACGGAUCCAUCGAGCUGAAGUAUCUCACGUCACUGUUUCGGGGGGAUCGCUGCAAAUCUCUGGUGGGGAAGCCCAAACUCUUCUUCAUCCAGGCGUGCAGAGGCACGGAGCUGGACGCAGGUAUCGAAACAGAUAGCGUGGACGACGGCACCACCAAGAUCCCUUUGGAAGCAGACUUCAUGUACGCCUACUCCACAGCUCCAGGCUACUACUCCUGGAGGAACACCAUGACGGGCUCGUGGUUCAUCCAGUCGCUGUGCGAGGUGAUGACCAAGUACGGCAAAGAGCUGGAGCUCCACCACGUCAUGACCCGAGUCAACCACAAGGUGGCCACGGAGUUCGAGUCCAUCUCCAACGCGCCGGGCUUCGACGCCAAGAAGCAGAUCCCGUGCAUCGUGUCCAUGCUGACCAAGGAGAUGUACUUCUCGCCUUGACACGUUAGCCCCCUCCCCACACCACCCACCCCCCACAGUGUUUUUGGUGGCAUUAUUUGGUUCUUUGUUGUUUGCUCUUCCACACGGAACCGAGGGAGCUCACUUGAUUGGCGGAUAAACAAUCAGAGCUCUUGUUGACACAUUUCAGGGAAUGAUUCUAGGGAAAGUACACUGAGGAAUUUUGCCCUUCAUCCACAAUCCGCAGUUAGCAUGCGGGAGCUAACAAUGCACAUUAACGGGACAGGAUGCUAAAAAGCUCCAAACUAUUCUCCUAUCGUCCAGCUGGUCUGGACUUUCACAUCACCAAGUCUUCCUGGUCCAAAAUCAAAAAGAUACGGAUUUGUCCAAAAGUAGUCGCAGCGGCUCUCAGGAAGUCUGCCAUGCUAAGCUAACAACAACAGACGCCAUCUUUCUAUACUACUGCUGCUGAUGGAAGUUGGGUUAGCUCCUUCAUGUUUAAAAUGACCAAAAUACUGCAAUAUUACAUGUUAUCGUGAUGGGCCCAUUACUGCAUCCUCACGGCAUGGAUGGUGGAGCUGGAACAGGCGUGUCCCGUUACUGUCACUGUUAGCGCCUUCAUGCUAACUCUUCCUAUCUGCAGAACACACAAGAAAAAUGUGCAAAGGAUUGUGUAUGAAGGGCAAAAUUCCCCCCAAAGAUUGCACUAAGGCUGCGUUCACACUGCAGGGUAUGAUGCCCACUUCAGAUCUUUUAGAAGAAUCCAAUGUCUGUGGUUGCAUUACCAAAAGCAUGCGACUUGUUCAAGGGUCUGGGAAGUGACAUGCGUGUCCAAAAGCACGACGUCACGUGUUCCCGUGUGUUUCUGGAAGCAAAGAUGGCGGCGGUGUGUGCGCUUCCUAAUACGACAUAUGAUUUCAAGAUAAAGUCAUAAUAUUAGCUUUACCAAAGGCCACACACUGGAAGUCCCGCCCAUUUUCAUAGCCGUCUCAGGCAAUGCCUGUUACGACAGAUUAUUCAAAUAAUCCCAUCUACAGAAUAAAGUCGCACAUUUACGAGUAAAAACUUGAAAUAGUUGUCAAUUUAUGGGGGAAAAAAGUUUAUUACAGGAGUUGCCUGAGACAGCUACGUCGUAAACUUAUGACUUUAUUCAUGUGAACUGACUAAUCAUGGAAAUGCACUAUUUUAUUCUCAGAAAUUUACGACUAUUCUCAUUUUCUAGAUUUUUCCUCAGAAAUUUGCAACUUUCUUCUCGGAACCUUACGACUUUAUUCUUGUUAUCCUACGAAUUUAUUUUCAGAAAUGGACAACUUUGUCAUCAGCUUACGACUUAACUCUUUGAACUUUAUACUCUUAAUAUGACAACUUUUUUUCUUGGAAAUUUAAGACUUCAUUCCAAUUUUUUCCCCCCAAUGAGUCCCUAAUACGCUGUCGUUUCGUACGCGUUUGUGGUCUUUUCAAGGAUUUUGGGCAACAGGAGUCGAUAGCGAUAUUUUCUUAACCAAAUGAUGGCUAUGGCAGUUUGCGUAAAUUUGCUGUUCCGAGGAGCUUGGGGGGGGGUACUUUUGAAAAUGAUGUUUGACUGACAAGAACCUUGGCCUGCAUAGGUGAUACCUUUAUCCAAGCCCGGCAUGCUAAACCACACCUUUCCAUGACUGCAGUAGAUGGGACACAUAUCACAUUUACGUCUACAUGUUAUAGUAUAAAUACACACUGUACAUGAAAAGUCAUAUACAGGUCCCGUAGGAGCAGCAAACAUGGGAAUUGACGUGCAGUGUAGUGUGAGCGUAGCCUGACAGGGAGAACCACCAAUGUUCUUUCUUGUCCAGUUGGGCUGCAUUUAUGCAUAUGAGCCAUAUCUCACAUAAGCAACUCAAAAAUGCAAAAGACUUGCAGAAAUCAGUGAAAAGCGCAAGUACGUUAUGAAGGAAAGAUGACAACAUCUCAUUCAUUCAGUUUGUGAUUUCUUUCCUGCACUUGUGUCUUUGUGUCAUGUUCAACAUUUCCAAACAAGAGAUAUUGUGAAAGCGUAACGUGAUGACUUCAAAAUAAAUCAAGUAA
Molecule: messenger RNA, 3001 nt
Organism: Doryrhamphus excisus (bluestripe pipefish)
Lineage: Eukaryota; Metazoa; Chordata; Actinopteri; Syngnathiformes; Syngnathidae
Gene: casp3a
Product: caspase 3, apoptosis-related cysteine peptidase a
Biological process (GO): proteolysis; neuron differentiation; erythrocyte differentiation
Cellular component (GO): cytoplasm; death-inducing signaling complex
Molecular function (GO): cysteine-type endopeptidase activity
Source: RefSeq, a predicted model, not a curated record